AUGAGUGCCAUUAAGAAGUUCUGUAAGGAGGAGUGUCAACUCCAUAUGAUAGGAUUGGAGCAUCAGAAACCAUCGGACUUUUAUCUUAGUGUUUGGCAAACUACGAGAUCUGCGGUACCCUUGCUAAUAUGGAGGACCUUACUGUUCUUGACUGCGUUGGGGAUCAUUAUAUCGUCGCUUACAUUUUAUAUAUUGAGUCCCGUUUCAGUGGGCUACUGGUUCAUUUAUUUGACUCAUUGGGGCUUGCUUCUGAUGCUCUUGUCAACGGGAUUUGCAGUGGGGGUUUCAGCGCGCUGUUAUUUUUAUGGACCAAUAAGCACUGAAUAUUGUUUGCCGUGGUAUGUGAAAACUUACUGGGUGCUAUACAAUAUAUCCGUACCAUUGGCAUUCCUCAUCACAGUAUUCUAUUGGAGUCUACUGUACGAUUCAAACUUCUUAGAAGAAAUGAACCGUGGCUUGGACAUCGCGAUACAUGGCAUCAACUCGUUGGUGAUGUUCCUGUUGCUGAUCAGCUCGACCCACUCCACUCGGCUGGUACACUUGGCACAUCCAUUAGUAUUAGCUGCCAUUUAUGUGAUAUUUGGCGUAAUUUAUUACGUAGCUGGUGGCACUGAUCCUUAUGGCAACCCAUACGUAUAUCCUGUGGUUGACUGGACCAAGCCCGGGACAGCAUGUCUGGUGAUCUUCAUCACUUUGAUUCUCCUAUUUAGCUUACAUUUGGUUACAAUGGGCAUUUCAGCAAUUCGAACAGCUGUAGCCAAUAAAAUCCUGCGACCAAACGUAGCAGUACAAGUCGAUGAAGAUCUAGCUCUAAGAAAUAGAAACGAAUCGCUUGCGUAACUUUGUUCUCGAAAAAAACAGAUUUUUAUUCUGUUCAUGUUUGCCCAUCGAUUUAAUGUAGUAUUAUCUAUAAUAUAUUUUCCUUAACUUAUGACUUACAAAAUAUAUACAAUGUUAUUUUUGCAUCGAAAUAAAAUGAAUUUGUUACUCA
Messenger RNA from Colias croceus (clouded yellow), 991 nucleotides. RefSeq names its product protein rolling stone-like. NCBI's taxonomy places the organism in Eukaryota, Metazoa, Arthropoda, Insecta, Lepidoptera, Pieridae. The transcript has 4 exons. The record is from RefSeq and is a predicted model, not a curated record. Bases 1 to 840 code for a protein of 279 amino acids. Gene Ontology annotation, cellular component: membrane.